GUCUCACCUGCGCGCAUCCAAACAAACGGUCAACACCACCCUCGACCCCACGAUCCUACAACGCGUCGAGUACAAUUAGAACGACUGCUCGGCUCGGCCUGCGUGCGUUCGAACGAAUAUGGCGCCCCAAAGAAAGCGCGACAAUCGCGAGAACGCCUUCUUCAAUGUUGGCGUACAGGGAAGAAAGACUGGGAUUACUCUGGAAGAGCGUGCGCGCGACGAACACGGCAUCGAGGCUAUCUCGGGCAUCUUCUCCUCGCCGGAAAAGUCACCGCCGAAGCGUGGGAGUACAGCAACCGGGUCAGAAUCGAUGGACAUACAAGAGAGCUCUAUUCCAAACUUGACGACUUCUGCUGCGAUUCUGCGCAACAACCGCACUCACCUCCCUCCACCCCGCUCGCGAUCCCCGAUGAAAACUGCUCUUGGGUCUUCCCCACGCCGACAAUCCUCCAUGGUGCCUCGAGGCAGCUCAAUUGGCGCUUCGAGCCCGAUCCGCGCGACUUCACAACCAGACGUAGCGAGACGAUUGGAGUUCCAUGAAGAGGAGGACCCAAAUCUUCAGGAGACACCGGCACUAAGCGGCUCCGGACAGCGCCGUGGGAAGCGCAACGACGUUUACGCGCUGGAACGCUCGCCUAGCCGGCCUCGUAGUGCGGUCAUGGAAGAAAGUGAGCUCCAAGAUGAAAUCACCGCAAAUAAUGACGAAGAUGAUGAUUUACCGACCAUGACCGAGAUGGAGGAGAGCUUUUUUGUGGAUUUUGGGGCUGAUGCAGACACGGGCGCAGAUGUAGUGGAAUCGCUGCUGGAAGAGGAGACUCAGGUAGAAGAGGAACUCGUGCCAGAACCGGUCAAGGAGCUAGCGAAGAGGGGCAGGAAACGAAAGAGCGAUCAAGCCGCCGUUGUUCACGAAAGCCCAAAGACAGCCAAGGCGCGAAAACGCGGAGCUGGGGCUACGCAGGCACCAGAGGCAGCAAAGAAACUUAAGAAGACUUCCGCUCCCGCCGCUCCUGCACGACGCUCAAAGCGUGUGUCCGAUUUCACAGACCAAGAGUCCAGUGUACACGAGGCAGCAGUCGUUGACGAGUCUCUAACGGUAGACGCGUCUGAACAAAUCGAGGAAGUACCGGUCGCCCCCAAACGCCGUGGACGGCCGCCGAAAGUCCAGAAAGAUGCUGAGCCUCAGCCCACGGUCCCUACAAAGACAAACAAAAAGGCAACAACGAAGAAUCCCGCGAAAGAAAAGGAAGAGCCUGUCUUCAAGAAGCCGUCGAAACCAAUGUCAAGGCCAAAGGACAUACCAGCACCGAAGGACAAGGCGAAUGCAAAGACCCCAGAUAUAGGAGCCAAAGACGAGGCUGGAAGGCCUGUGGAUGCGUACGGGAAUCCACUUAGCAAGGCGGAUAUCGAGCAGAUGUCUACAACUUCAGUCAGCUCGCGAUUGGGUAGAGGUCGCCACCUCUCGGUAUAUCGCGAGAUGGAGCCUGAGGCAAUUGCACAUGUAGGACGAACAGGCAGACACCGUGUUGCGCCGAUUGAUUUCUGGAAGAACGACAGAAUCAAUUACAAUCAUGAUGGGAGCAUGCAAACAAUCGUGAAAGCGCCAGCCAUGGAGCCUGUCCAACGAGCGGCCACAUACAACAAAAAAGGCAAGAAGAAGGCUCUGACCACUGUCGAAGAAGAGGAAGUAGAACUCGACCCUUGGGAAGAGGACGACGGCUUUCUGACGGGCAACUACAAAGACUUCGAUACUACGGAUGAGUUCGCGUCGCCCGGGCUCGUAGAGGGCGUCAUUGCUUGGUCUGAGAAGGGCAUCAAGCCCGAACCAGUUGGAGAUGGCUCCUUCCAAUAUGCCAGGAUAGGAAACACUGCAACUGACGUAAAGCCCGGGUUCUUCAACUGGGGCAUGCUUGACAUCCAUGCCGACCAGAUGAAGCGCUCAAAAAACUCAAGAAGGAUGCAUAUGGUCUUUAACGUCCAGUAUGGUACUGUCGAGGUCAGGGUUCACGAGAAUGAGUUUACAGUGCAUAGGGGUGGAAUCUGGCAGGUUCCUCGAGGCAAUACAUACAGUAUCAAGAAUGUUGGCAGCAAAACAGCUCGUAUUUUCUUCGCGCAGGCUCGCGAAGCGUCUACAGAUAAUGAAUAGGCUGUCUGUUACGUUGUGUUCAAUCAGCAGACAAGACCUUGUUCUUUGCUAAAAUGUAUCAUCGCUUGUGAUACCCCAUCUUCUCUAUCAGAUGCUUACUUUUUACUAUGCAUGCAGGAGCGCUGUUUGUCACCUCCUGGGUCUCACGUUCUGUUAUAUGUGUUCCCAUGUGCAAGUUCCCUAACCACCUCCCUCACUCAGCUAACAAUUCUGUCCCCUUUACCGCUUCUUAAUGUGAACCCUAACAUUGGCUACAUAGAGUAAUUUCUGCGGUGGAGUGAAACAGUAUCGGAAGUACGCACGCCUUGUGCGAACUCAAGCGAUCGUUGCACAGGCCGCAAGCCGU
This is a messenger RNA of Boeremia exigua, 2489 nucleotides long. RefSeq names its product cupin domain-containing protein. The record is from RefSeq and is a predicted model, not a curated record. Gene Ontology annotation, cellular component: kinetochore. NCBI's taxonomy places the organism in Eukaryota, Fungi, Ascomycota, Dothideomycetes, Pleosporales, Didymellaceae. The coding region runs from base 119 to 2143 and encodes 674 amino acids. The transcript is spliced from 4 exons. Gene Ontology annotation, biological process: attachment of mitotic spindle microtubules to kinetochore; spindle attachment to meiosis I kinetochore; kinetochore assembly. Gene Ontology annotation, molecular function: centromeric DNA binding.